AUUCAAGCCACUUGCAAAUCUGAAACUUGCAAUUGGUGCCCAUUGAUCUCAACACAUUCCCAUUCAUAAGAGGGUGUGGGGUUUUGUGUGAUCAAUAAGGUUCACUUGUCUCAACUCUGUCCAUCAGAGAUAUAUAGUGAAAGAGAGAGAGAGAGAGAGAGUCAUGGAUGCAAUUAUUGCAACCCUGAAUGCCAGAGCUAAUCUAGUCACUAAGGGAAUUGGAUCUAGAAACAGAAGUUCUUCUGGGUUCUGGGGUGAGAACACAAGGGGAAGCCUUAACAUCAGGUUUUGUAGUACUCCACGCAAGAGUUUAAAAGCUACAACUUUCAAGCCUGGCUUUGCACAAGCUGUUUACACACCAGACGUGAACAAAGAGCCACAGAUAUUCCAGGGACCCAUUUUUCAGAGUCCAAAAGCAAACCCGGAAAAUGUAGUUGCUAUCAUAUUGGGUGGUGGUGCUGGAACUCGACUCUUUCCUCUUACUAGCACAAGAGCUAAGCAAGCGGUUCCAAUUGCAGGGUGUUAUAGACUCAUAGAUAUUCCUAUGAGCAAUUGCAUCAACAGUGGCAUCAGAAAAGUGUACGUUUUAACACAGUUCAACUCUUUCUCCCUCAAUGGCCACUUAUCUCGCACUUACAAUUUUGGAAAUGGGGUGAACUUUGGAGGUGGUUUUGUGGAGGUCUUGGCUGCUACUCUAACUAAUGGAGAGGCUGGGAAUAAAUGGUUCCAAGGGACAGCUGAUGCAGUGCGACGAUUUAGUUGGGUUUUUGAGGAUGCCAAGAACAAGAAUAUUGAGCACAUCUUGAUCAUUUCUGGUGAUCAUCUUUGCCGGAUGGACUAUAUGAAGCUUGUGGAGAAACAUAUUGGGACAAAUGCUGAUAUCACAGUUUCAUGUGUGCCUAUGGAUGAAAGCCGUGCAUCAGACUACGAGCUGAUGAAAAUUGAUAGAAAGGGAGAGAUUACCCAGUUUGUAGAAAAACCAGAAGGAUCAGAUUUGAAGGCAAUGCAUGUUGAUACCACUCUCCUAGGCUUAACAGCAGAAGAAGCACAGACAUAUCCUUACAUUGCACCCAUGGGUGUUUCUGUAUUCAGAACUGAGACCCUACUGAAACUGUUAAGAUGGAGCUGUCCUUCUUGCAAUGACUUUGGAUCUGAAAUUAUCCCAUCUGCUUUGAGGGACCACAAAGUCCAAGCAUAUAUGUUCAGGGACUACUGGAAAGAUAUUGGAACUAUAAAGUCCUUCUUUGAAGCCAAUCUGGAACUAACAAAACAGUCUCCAAAUUUUGAAUUCUAUGAUCAAGAGUCGCCUUUCUUCACUUCCCCAAGAUUCCUACCACCCACUAAAGCAAUAAAGUGCAAGAUUGUGGAUGCAAUUAUUUCUCAUGGUUGCUUCUUGAGUGAGUGUAGAGUUCAACAUUCUAUUGUUGGUGUGCGAUCACGUUUAGAAUCUGGUUCAGAGCUUCAGGAUACCAUGAUGAUGGGUGCUGACUACUAUCAAACUGAUUCUGAAAUUGCAACUCUGCUGAAGGAAGGAAAGGUUCCAAUAGGUGUUGGAGAGAAUACUAAAAUCAGGAAUUGUAUUAUCGACAAGAAUGCCAGGAUAGGAAGAAAUGUGAUUAUAGCCAAUACUGAUGGUGUUCAAGAAGCAGACAGGCCUAUGGAAGGAUUCUAUAUUAGGUCAGGCAUCGUAGUUGUAGCGAAUAAUGCAACAAUUGAAGAUGGAACAGUCAUUUGAAGGAGUUAUUGGCAGAAACUACUUUAAUUAGGUUGCUGGUAUAUAAGUCUAAUGAAGGUAUAGAAAAGUGCUCCGUUGUAGACUACAAGUUACACUCAAUGUAACAACUCUUAGUUUCGGAAUAAAUAAUUUCUGUUGGUAUGUUUCAA
Glycine soja is the source of this 1884-nucleotide messenger RNA. RefSeq names its product glucose-1-phosphate adenylyltransferase large subunit 1-like. Gene Ontology annotation, biological process: glycogen biosynthetic process. Bases 164 to 1735 code for a protein of 523 amino acids. The transcript is spliced from 14 exons. Gene Ontology annotation, molecular function: glucose-1-phosphate adenylyltransferase activity. Lineage: Eukaryota; Viridiplantae; Streptophyta; Magnoliopsida; Fabales; Fabaceae. The record is from RefSeq and is a predicted model, not a curated record.